Didymosphaeria variabile is the source of this 1632-nucleotide messenger RNA. RefSeq lists its product as uncharacterized. The transcript has 3 exons. Gene Ontology annotation, biological process: transmembrane transport. Gene Ontology annotation, molecular function: transmembrane transporter activity. Bases 1 to 1632 code for a protein of 543 amino acids. The record is from RefSeq and is a predicted model, not a curated record. NCBI's taxonomy places the organism in Eukaryota, Fungi, Ascomycota, Dothideomycetes, Pleosporales, Didymosphaeriaceae.
AUGAAUUCAGAGAAGAGCCCUACCGCCGGUGCGGGAGCCGAGGAUGCUACACCGACGCCGCCAUACACAAUCUCCGAACCUUCAUCGCCAACAAUCGCGUCGACGAAGAAGAGGCCAAGGUGGCGCAAGAUCUAUGAUAUACUUACGUACACGCCUCCACGAUGCCGCUGGGAUCCUGAUAAACCGCCACAGUUCUCCAUGAGCAUGAACGUCCUGUUCGCAUUCGCAGCCGGCUUUACUGUUGCCAAUCUGUACUACAGCCAUCCCAUCUUGAACAUCCUAGCCCACGAUUUUGGUGUCAAGUAUGAACAGGUAGCGCAGAUUCCGACAGUCAUGCAAGCCGGGCGGCCGUUUGUAGUGGGAUUAGUUGGUGUGACGGCAACGUUGUGGCUCGGUCUUUGCUUAACAUCGAACCUGGGUGUUUUCACAGCGAUAUCGUUCCUUGUAUCCAUUACGACGGUCACGCCUCAGCUGAUGCUCCCUCUUGUUGGCGACCUCGCGCCACCACAUCGCCGCGCAGCGGCCCUUUCAGUCGUCGUUUCUGGUCUUCAGCUCGGCAUUCUCGUCGCGCGUGUACUAUCAGGCACGAUCUCUAACUUCGUCACCUGGCGCGCCGUUUAUUGGAUGGCAUUUGGGCUGCAGUACCUCAUCUUCAUCCUGUUAUGGUUCUUCAUGCCAGACUACCCCGCGACAAACACGUCCCUCAACUACUUCCGACUCCUCUGGAGCAUCGUGCAAAUGCUCACUCGCCAUCCCAUCCUCGUCCAAGCCUGUCUCGCGGGCUUCUUUACCAGCUCCACAUUCACUAGCUUUUGGACGACGCUAACGUUCCUACUUGCCGGUGCACCAUACUUCUACGGCCCCUUGGUGAUAGGUCUAUUCGGCCUCAUCGGCAUCGCUGCCAUGUGCUUCGGACCACUAUGGGCGCGCAACGUCACUGACAAAUUCGUGCCGCACGUGACUGUUCUCUUCGGGUUGUUCUGCUGCCUGCUGGGCAUCUGCUUUGGGACCUACCUAGGCACGUUCACGGUUGCAGGUCCUGUCCUGCAAGCUUUUCUGUUGGAUUUUGGCAUGCAGACUGCGCAGAUCGCGAACAGGAGUGCCAUCUAUGCGGUUGAGCCCAAACGGCGAAAUGGCGUCAACACGGCUUUCAUGGUCGCUACGUUCUGCGGACAGCUCAUGGGUACCGCGGCUGGAAACCACAUCUAUGCCGCUGCGGGAUGGAUCGGUAGCGGUAGCGCGAGCGUGGGAUUUAUCGGUGGGGCAUUACUGGUCAUGUUGGUGAGGGGGCCAUGGGAGACGAGAUGGGUUGGCUGGAGGGGUGGGUGGAGCUUCAAAAAGAAGGACAAGACGAGUGCAGAUGGAAAGACGGCAGAAAUAUCGAACGCAUUGCAGGGAAGAGAAGACAAGGACGAGGAGAUGGGUGCCGAGGGCAAAGUAUUGGGAGAAGUGGGAGCAGAAGGCCAUGAAAGCCCGCUCCAAGGCAGGAGCGAGUUGGAGCUGGAAGGUGCGACGAGCGAAAAGAGCGGGAGGAGCAGUAGGAUGGAUGCGACCGGGUCUGUAAACAAGGAGACGGACACAAUUAGGUCUGUACAUACGGAGACGGACGCGAUGCACACGACGAGGGCGUAG